AUGGCGUCCUUCCUCGAAAAUGCAUACAGUUUGGUCCACAUGGACAAUACGGCGGACCAGCCGACCCAGCAGGAGCUGAAGCUCCAGCUGGAGAAGGGCAAUGAUGAGACCAAGAUGGAGACCAUGCGGACAAUUAUUACGGCCAUGCUCAACGGCGACCCAAUGCCCCAGCUGCUGAUGCACAUCAUUCGGUUUGUCAUGCCUUCGAAGAGCAAGUCCCUGAAGAAAUUGUUGUAUUUCUAUUAUGAGAUUUGCCCGAAGCACGAUUCGACUGGCAAGCUGAAGCAGGAGAUGAUCUUGGUCUGCAACGGCAUUCGGAACGACCUGCAACACUCCAACGAAUAUGUUCGAGGAAAUACUCUCCGCUUCCUGUGCAAGCUGCGCGAACCCGAACUCAUCGAACCCCUCCUUUCCUCGGCGCGCUCGUGUCUGGAACACCGCCACGCCUAUGUGCGCAAGAACGCCGCGUGGGCGGUUGCUUCCAUCUUCCAGCACUCAGAGUCUCUCAUCCCCGAUGCCCCCGAGCUUCUCCAGACCUUCCUCGAAUCAGAGACAGAUGGGACUUGCAAGCGCAAUGCCUUCGCCGCCCUCAUGUCCAUUAGCCACCAGAAUGCGCUCGAAUACCUCCGAACGACCUUCGAUACCAUUCCUAACACUGAUGAGCUUCUUCAGCUGGCUGAGCUGGAGUUCCUGCGGAAGGAUGCUGUUCAGAACCCCCAGAACAAGUCGCGGUAUCUCAAACUCAUGCUUGAACUUCUCGAUGCCCCUACCAGCACCGUCGUUUAUGAAGCAGCCACCUCUCUUACCGCCCUGACCAGCAACCCUGUCGCCGUGAAGGCCGCCGCGGGCAAGUUAAUUGAGCUUGCGAUCCGGGAGGCCGACAACAAUGUCAAGCUCAUUGUAUUGGACCGUGUGGAUCAACUGCGGAUCCGCAAUGAGGGCGUCCUGGAUGAGCUGACCAUGGAGAUUUUGCGGGUCCUCACCAGCCCCGACAUCGAUGUCCGCCGGAAGGCCCUGGGCAUCGCUCUGGAGAUGGUCUCGAGCAAGAACGUUGAGGAAAUUGUCAUGCUGCUGAAGAAGGAGCUCGCUAAGACUGUGGACGAGCAGUAUGAACAGAACAACGAAUACCGCCAACUCCUCGUUCAAUCAAUACACACUUGUGCCAUCAAGUUCUCCGAAAUUGCCGCCAGCGUGGUCGACCUUCUGAUGGACUUCAUUGCUGACUUCAACAACAACUCUGCCGUGGAUGUGAUUUCGUUUGUCAAGGAGGUUGUUGAGAAGUUCCCCGAUCUGCGUGGAUCUAUUGUCGACCGUCUGGUGUCCACCUUGAGCGAGGUCCGGGCUGGCAAGGUCUAUCGUGGUGUUCUUUGGGUUGUUGGAGAAUACUCUUUAGAGGAGAGCGAUAUUCGGGAGGCCUGGAAGAAGAUUCGUGCCAGUCUUGGUGAAAUCCCCAUCCUGGCCUCUGAGCAGCGAUUACUUGACGAGGUUCCCGAGGACAAUGCCCUUCUCCAAGAGCAGGCCAACGGCCACGCCAAGGCUGCUCCUACUGGAUCUCGCAAGGUUCUGGCUGACGGCACAUACGCUACUGAGAGCGCUCUCACUAGCCAAUCUGCUGCCGCUGCUCGUCUUGAGGCUGUCAAAGCUGCACAGAAGCCGCCUCUCCGUCAACUAAUUCUGGACGGCGACUACUACCUGGCCACUGUUCUUUCUUCCACCCUGACCAAGCUGGUUAUGCGUCACUCCGAGGUCUCCCAGGAUACCGCCCGUACCAAUGCUCUUCGCGCCGAGGCGAUGCUCAUCAUGAUUUCCAUUAUGCGUGUCGGACAGUCGCACUUUGUUAAGGCUCCGAUCGAUGAGGACUCUGUCGACCGUGUCAUGACUUGCGUCCGCUCUCUCGCUGAGUUCUCCGAAAAGAAGGACCUAGAAAUUACCUUCCUGGAGGAUACCCGCAAGGCAUUCCGCGCUAUGGUCCAGGUUGAAGACAAGAAGAGGGCCGCAAAGGAAGCCGUGGAGAAGGCCAAGAGUGCUGUGCAGAUCGACGACGCCAUUCCCUUCCGGCAGUUUACCAAGAAGAACACUGUGGAGGGUGCUGAAGAGAUUGAGCUGGAUCUGGCCAGGGCCACCGGCGGCGACGCCGUUACGGAGAACGUUCCUUCGAAGCUGAGCCGCGUUGUGCAACUGACUGGUUUCUCCGAUUCUGUCUACGCCGAGGCCUAUGUUACCGUCCACCAGUUCGACAUUGUCCUUGACGUCCUGCUGGUCAACCAGACCGCCGAAACUCUGCAGAACCUGUCCGUGGAGUUUGCCACCCUGGGCGAUCUCAAGGUUGUUGAGCGGCCAUCAACCCAUAACCUAGGCCCACGCGACUUCUUGAACGUCCAGGCGACCGUCAAGGUUUCCUCGACUGACACUGGUGUCAUCUUCGGCAACAUUGUCUACGACGGCGCUAGCUCCACUGAGACCCACGUGGUCAUCCUCAACGAUAUUCACGCCGACAUUAUGGACUACAUCCAGCCCGCCCACUGCACGGAGACUCAGUUCCGGACCAUGUGGACCGAGUUCGAGUGGGAGAACAAAGUCAACAUUAACUCCAAGACCAAGACUCUGCGUGAGUUCCUCAAGCAGCUGAUGGAAAGCACGAACAUGGCCUGCUUGACUCCGGAGGCUUCGCUCAAAGGUGAUUGCCGCUUCCUCAGUGCAAAUCUCUACGCCCGCAGCGUAUUCGGCGAGGAUGCUCUGGCCAAUUUGAGCAUUGAAAAGGAGGGUGACGACGGGCCGAUUACCGGAUUUGUCCGGAUCCGCAGCCGCUCGCAGGGCCUGGCGUUGAGCUUGGGUUCCCUGAAGGGCCUCAAGGCGGCGGCAGCAUAA
Penicillium canariense is the source of this 2868-nucleotide messenger RNA. Its product is annotated as coatomer subunit beta. Gene Ontology annotation, cellular component: cytoplasm; COPI vesicle coat. Bases 1 to 2868 code for a protein of 955 amino acids. The record is from RefSeq and is a predicted model, not a curated record. NCBI's taxonomy places the organism in Eukaryota, Fungi, Ascomycota, Eurotiomycetes, Eurotiales, Aspergillaceae. Gene Ontology annotation, molecular function: structural molecule activity. Gene Ontology annotation, biological process: intra-Golgi vesicle-mediated transport; endoplasmic reticulum to Golgi vesicle-mediated transport; intracellular protein transport. The transcript is spliced from 4 exons.